Molecule: messenger RNA, 600 nt
Organism: Heterostelium album PN500
Lineage: Eukaryota; Evosea; Eumycetozoa; Acytosteliales; Acytosteliaceae
Product: histone H1/H5 family protein
Exons: 1
Coding region: 1-600 (199 amino acids)
Biological process (GO): negative regulation of DNA recombination; chromosome condensation; nucleosome assembly
Cellular component (GO): nucleus; nucleosome
Molecular function (GO): structural constituent of chromatin; nucleosomal DNA binding; double-stranded DNA binding
Source: RefSeq, a predicted model, not a curated record
AUGUCAACCAAAUCAAAAUCAACUAAAUCAACUAGCACCGCCAAGAAGUCCUCCAGCACCACCACCAAGAAAUCGACUCACCCAACCUAUCAGGUUAUGAUCAGUGAGGCUAUCGAACACUACAAGGACAGAACUGGAUCGUCGAUCAUCGCUAUCAAGAAGUACAUCGAGGAGCACUACGACGUCAAUCAGACUGUGUUCAACACUCAGUUGAAGUUGGCAUUGAAGCGUCUCGUUGAGAACAACUCACUCGUCAAAGUCAAGGCAAGCUACAAGCUCCCACCAAAGUCUGCCAAGAAGUCAACUACCGCUGCCGCCACCACUACCACUGCCGCCAAGAAGUCAACCACAACCUCCGCCAAGAAGAAGACUACCACCACUGCCGCCAAGAAGUCAACUACAACCGCUGCCGCCAAGAAGACUACUGCUCCAGAAGCCGAGAAAUCCGACGACUCUGGUAGUGAAGCUCCCGCUGCACCAGCCAAGAAGACCACUGCCGCCAAGAAGGCCGCCCCAAAGAAGAAGGCAACAACCACUGCCGCCCCCAAAAAGAAGGCAGCAGCAAAGAACGCCACCAAAAAGAAGACCGCCAAGAAAUAA